Messenger RNA from Parnassius mnemosyne (clouded apollo), 1914 nucleotides. The record is from the annotation of a GenBank genome assembly. NCBI's taxonomy places the organism in Eukaryota, Metazoa, Arthropoda, Insecta, Lepidoptera, Papilionidae.
AUGGAAGUUAAUAUUAUAGAAAAUAAUGAAGAUUUAAAAAAAGACUGUGAGACCGUGACAACGAUUUGUCGUUGUUGUUUAUCGAAGGACAGACGUGGGACGAAUGUUAUGUUAUAUAGGCCAUUAUUUUUUGAAUUGGCUGGUGUUACAGUCACAGAAUCAGAUGGCCUACCUCAGCUACUGUGUUGGGAGUGCCUGGCGCUACUUAAGAAGACAGUUCUAUUCAAACAGAAGCUGCAACGGGCUCAUAAUUUGCUCUAUGAAUACCUAACUCGAUGUGCUCCGUUCUCAAUAGACGCCCAAGAUCCUGAAUUAACCAAGUAUAAAAAUCCACACCUCUGUUCCACAGCGACACUGGUGUUUGAUACAAGUGGCAGGAGUAAGACUGGCUUUCACAAAGUUCUUGAGCACGAAAAGCAGGAACAAAGUUCAGCACUGGUUAAUGUAAAUUUACUGCAACCAAUUGAAAAAACUGAGGACAAUGUUAAGGAAGAAGCAGGGUUUUCCGACUAUGAGGAUAAUAUCACUCUGGAGGAAUACAGAUCAAAUGUAUCCAAUGGUAAAGAAGACUUACUAUCAAUCCUCCGAGACGACGAGAGUCAAGUGAUAGAAGAAGGAACAGAAACAUCUAAGAAGAAGACGAAAAAGAAACAUGACAAGACUAAGAGAAAGAAGGCAAGUACAGAAGAAACAGGAGCAACGGUUACAGAGAAAAAGCAGGCACGCAAGACAUCAAUAAGAAAGCCUUUAGAGUUGGAUCCUACUAAGAUAAAAAUAAUUGUACUGAACCCCGAAGAACAGAUUAAACAGAGGGAGGAGGACAGCAAGGCCGGUCUAAAGUUUCCCUUCCAAUGUAAUCUGUGCUUUAAAGGAUUCAAUUUUGAGUCUAAAUUACAGAAUCAUAUGAAGAAACACAGUCCGUCACGGGGUCCGUUCAAGUGCGAGCUGUGCCGCAUGCACCUGCCCACCGCGUACAGCGCGAGUGUGCACGCGUUCAUCCACACGCGGCGCUACGAGUGCGUGCGCUGCGGCCGCCGCAUGACCGACCGCGCCUCCAUACUCGACCACUACAGCUCACAACACGAAGGUGUUCUUAAAUUGUACACGUGCCACAUCUGCGGAAAAAAUUCUAACAACAACAAAACGCACCGUGGCCAUAUGAGGAAUCAUCAUUCCGGGGAUCGGCCCACGUGCGAGGAAUGCGGGAAGAGUUUCGUCAACAAGGACUCCUUGAUCGAACAUCAGUUGAUUCACAAGGGGAUCAAGAACUAUGAGUGCGCGCAGUGCGGUGCGAAGUUCAGAACGCGAACGCAGAUUAAACUGCACCAAGGAAAGCACUCCGACGUGAAAGACUACUACUGCGUUGAAUGCGAUGUGAGGUUCAAAUCUGCCCACAGCCUUAAGCAGCACCUGUUGAAAAGCCUGAAACAUUUGGAUGUGCAAAGUCUUAAGUACAAGUGCACGCGGUGCGACAAGCGGUUCGUGUCGCAGGCGGCGCUGAGGCACCACAGCGAGGUGCAGCACGAGGGCGUGCGCGCGCACCGCUGCCCGCGCUGCCCCGCCGCGCUGGCGUCGCGCGCGUCGCUCGCCAAGCACGAGCGCGCCGUGCACGCCGGCCGCCGCCCGCCGCCCGCGCACGUCUGCGACACCUGCGGCCGCGCCUUCCGCGGCAAGAGCGUGCUGACCAACCACGUGCGCACGCACACGGGCGAGAAGCCGUUCGCGUGCGGCGAGUGCGGCCGCCGCUUCACGCAGCGCACCGCCAUGCGCACGCACCUGCGCCUCGUGCACCGCGCGCUCAAGGCCAAGCACGAGCCGCGGGAGCCGCGCGACGCCAAGCCGGACGAGGCGCCGCUGCUGUUCGACGACUGGGAGCGCACGGACGCCUACUUCCGCGUCACGGCGGGGCCCUGA